This is a messenger RNA of Gadus macrocephalus (Pacific cod), 1551 nucleotides long. RefSeq lists its product as uncharacterized. Lineage: Eukaryota; Metazoa; Chordata; Actinopteri; Gadiformes; Gadidae. The transcript is spliced from 3 exons. The record is from RefSeq and is a predicted model, not a curated record. Bases 622 to 1245 code for a protein of 207 amino acids.
CGAACAUUUUUGCAUAACCCUUCCUAAGAUAUCAUGCGAAGCAUUGUUUGAGGAUACGUUGCAUAGAUGGACCCAGCGGGCGGUGCCUGAAUGCGGGGAGACACCUGCUGAGCUGCCCUCACCAGCCGUCCCUUCUCCAGCUCGGCCCAGGUAACGACCGGCUGAUUUGUGCUUGCCAUUGGCAGCGCGUCACUCGAGCAAACAAGGCAGUAGGAACAAGGCAAGGGGAAGAGUUGUUUUUCCCCCAGAUCACACGCAACCUUUGAUUGAACCUACUGAUUUGUUUGACAAACAACGCAGUCCUAAAUAAAGCAUGCAAGGCCUUCAGAAAUAGGCAAUUCAAUUCCAACCCACUGUUUAAGUAUAAUGCCUUAUGGGUAGACGUAGACCUGGCUUACCAUGCAACAAAGGUAUUAGUACACCUGACAGAGGGCGUAUUCCAAUGCUGGUUUGUUGGUUUAGUCAGAAACGAAACCUAGAAACCCAACAACAACGACGAGCUCCUCUUCCGUGGUAGCAGGGCGAUCAGAAUGAGCAGCUGCCGCAUCAUCACCAAUCUUUUCCAUUAACUAUUAGCUUAGGCAACUCCCGGAGGACCCCUGCAGAGAAAGCUAUACGACCAUGAGCAACUUAAUGUUAAGAGAGGACUUCAUGGAUUGGUGGACUUCAUUGGUAGCGGUUAUUGCCUUGCUCUGGAUCCUUUGUUUAUUCGACGGCCACGCGGUGCUCGAGCUGCGGCUGCUCUUCCACGCGCUCACCAAGGCGGCAUGCCACCUCUACUUGGCGCUCCUACCGCUGCGCCGCGCCGCGAGCCACUUCGCCGACUGCGCGAGAUACUUCGUCAACCACGUCCAGCAGCCCCCUCCCUCUUCGGCCCAAGGAUACCCACCGCACAGCCACCACCCACCCCCCGCGCGGAAGGGCACGCUCCACUUCAUAGAAGCGAUGUGCGUGGUGUGCGAAACGGUGCCCAAUCUGAUGUGCGCGGCGCUCAGCGUAGGUGCGGCGCUCUGCCACGCCUUGCAAGGGGGCUUUUACGUGCUGGCCGCGACGCUACGCACCAUUCAGGCGAAUCUGUUCUCGCAGAUGAACGGCGAGAAGGACAGGUGGGACAAAGAGCGCCACCGCGCGAAAGAGACGGAGAAAAAGAUGAAUUCCAAAGUGCUGGAGUACAUCUCGGUGUUCUGUCAAGACCCAGUCACUGCUCUGCGCAUCAAAGUGGACGUGCCACCUGUAUAUAGAUAACAUAAUGGGGAUACGUAUAAUAUAAUUCUUUCUAUUGGCUACUGGCAUUAAAGGGCCCUCCGUGUAUCUGCUAAAAGGGGUUAUUUGUGCUGAAAGGUUGUUAUAGUUGUUAAUUGAAAGGAAGACGACUUUUAUAACCUGGGACGGAACACAAAAUGUAUGAAAAACAUUGGUUGUACAACACAGUGUGUGAAGUGUAUAGACGUGCAAUUAAGGUGCUUUUAAUUUGAUUACAUCCUUUAUUACAUGAUAUACAUAAAUCAAAAAUAAAUAUCUCAAACAAAGAUUUCUAUUCAGAUAUCACAA